AUGUUUGCCGUGCAGCUGGAAGGGUUUUAUUGGGUGGAGUGCGUCAAUGGCAGCGCCUCGUUUGCGUACUGUCCAGGGGAUGGGGCUGUGCACCGCUGCGGCAACAUGCCGGAGUGUACUGUGUACGCUCCCACUGGCAUCUGUCCCUCUUCUCUUGAGAGUUGCCGCUACCUCUGCGCUGACCGCUACGCGUUUCUCCUCGGUGGCGUGUGUGACUUUCGGGUCAGGUUUUACAACAACAACGGCACCCUUAAGGGACAUGUGCGUCGCCCGCCGACCUUGUGGGGUCGCUGCUGCUGCUGCCACACCUGA
Trypanosoma rangeli is the source of this 312-nucleotide messenger RNA. RefSeq lists its product as uncharacterized. The coding region runs from base 1 to 312 and encodes 103 amino acids. Lineage: Eukaryota; Euglenozoa; Kinetoplastea; Trypanosomatida; Trypanosomatidae. The transcript has a single exon. The record is from RefSeq and is a predicted model, not a curated record.